Messenger RNA from Anarrhichthys ocellatus (wolf-eel), 1827 nucleotides. It is a transcript of the gene dusp11, whose product is annotated as dual specificity phosphatase 11 (RNA/RNP complex 1-interacting). Bases 109 to 1401 code for a protein of 430 amino acids. Gene Ontology annotation, biological process: protein dephosphorylation. NCBI's taxonomy places the organism in Eukaryota, Metazoa, Chordata, Actinopteri, Perciformes, Anarhichadidae. Gene Ontology annotation, molecular function: polynucleotide 5'-phosphatase activity. The record is from RefSeq and is a predicted model, not a curated record. The transcript has 8 exons.
GAAGAGUCACGUGAUAUUCGUUUUGAGGCGUGUUAGUCUGGACGGAGAUCAAUUCGAAAACGAUGCUGAAAUGCCGUGUGGGCGGAGAUCGUUGUGGGACGGAGUAGUAUGGAUGUAGCCUCAGUAACCGAGAUGUUGAUUCUUGUCAAUAGAUGGCUCGAUUAUUCAGCUGUUGGGAAACGACUUGACGGGACGCGUUUCAUCGCCUUUAAAGUUCCUCUGAAACAGUCUCUGAACCGUCAGCUUCCGAGUUCGGAUGUGUUCGGUCCGUGGGAGCUGCUGGAUGCUCUGAACACAGAAAAGCAAGAGCUCGGUUUGAUCGUUGACCUAACGUUCACCACACGCUACUACACCCUUCAGGACAUCCCAGAGUCUCUGCUGGUCUUGAAGAUCUUCACCGCCGGUCACGAGGUUCCAAGCGACGACACGAUCCUGAGCUUCAAACGCGCCGUAUGCAGGUUUCUACGAGACAACGCGGAGAACGACAAGCUGAUUGGAGUCCACUGUACUCACGGUCUAAACCGGACCGGAUACCUGAUCUGCAGGUACCUCAUAGAUGUUGAUGGGAUGGAUCCUAAAGAGGCAGUAGAGUUGUUCAACUCCUCUCGGGGACAUGAUGUUGAGAGACAGAACUAUCUGGACGACCUACAAAGUGGACCGAAGAGGAGUAAUGAGGGGAUGGAGGAGGCUGAGCAGGAGCCAAUGAGAGGCCUCGCUUCACAUCGGCCCAGUUUCACCCCGUCAGACUCUGACAGCAGAGAAGAGAGACAGUCCCACUUUAAAGAGUCCCGGAACGACAGCAGACCUUUCCCUCCAAGAGGAACAAACCAGCGCUCACACCACCACCACACUGGUCCACCUAAGGGAGCCCCUCACCCCCCUUAUCAAUGGACCCCCUCUAAUGCUGAGAGUCAGUGGAGGAGUACCCCACGCUCAGAGGACAGGAGCUCCAGGUAUCCUCCUCCAGAUGAUUGGCGGUCCAGAUGUGCUCCUCCAGAGGACAGCAGGUCCAGGUAUGCUCCUCCAGAGGACAGGAGCUCCAGGUAUCCUCCUCCAGAGGAUUGGAGGUCCAGAUGUGCUCCUCCAGAGGACAACAAGUCCAGAUAUACAGUUCCAGAGGAUUGGAGGUCCAGAUAUGCUCCUCCAGAGGACAGCAGGUCCAGGUAUGCUCCUCCAGAGAACAGGAGGUCCAGGUAUGCUCCUCCAGAGGAGAGGAGGUCCACGUAUGCUCCUCCAGAGGACAGGAGGUCCAGAUUUGCUCCUCCAGAGGAGAGGAGGUCCAGGUAUCCUCCUCCACAGGACAGGAGGUCCAGAUGUGCUCCUCCAGAGGAGGACAGAAGGAGAGGUCCUCCUCCUCUCCCUCGUUACUCUGCACGCUGGACUAACGAGUCCAUCGGUUGAGAUGGACCUGGAAGUGGACUAGAGUAGACUAGAGUGGACUGGACCUAAGAUGAGACUUCACUAACGUGUGAAACCUGCUGCUCAUCAACAGAAAGAUGUUUUAUUUUUAACAGCAGCUGUAAUUCAGACCUGACGUCUUCGGGGUUCUGUUGAUGAAGCUCUAUGGCUCUGAUUAAAGUUACUCAGCUCUAGUUUGGUUUUGUUUCCUGAGCUUCAGCCGACGGAAACAAAGACAUGAAACAGUUUGUAAGAUCUUCACGUUAUUGUUCAUACUUUUAUAUUUUUUAGGUUUUAUCCCUCUGAAGGCAACAAAUGAUUAUUCUUAUUAUCUCUAUUAAUCGAUUAGUUGCUCGUUCUAUAAACAAGAUGUGGAACAUGCUGUAUGUGAAAGAUAUUAAAGUUUGCUUAAUAAAAGACUGAAAUGUG